AUGCGUCUGUUCGAGACUGCUGUGGCUGUCACAGCCCUGUUCUGGGCGGGCUCGGAUGCGCAGACGACGGUGCCGCAGCUUCCGCGGCCGCGGUCGUGCAGCGGCGUCAGCAACUUCCGGUUCCAGUACACGGCGGCAUCCGGGUGGUCGGCGAUGAAGCUGGCAGGCGGGCUCAAGCAGGUGCGGACGAUCGUGUGGGAUCCGCGGGGCAACAUGCUGGUGGCGCAGGCGACGCGCGGCAUCUCAGUGCACACGUUCGGGGCGGACGGGUGCGUCAACAGCACGGCGAUGCUCAUCACGGGCAACCAGCUCAACCACGGGCUGGCGCUGACGCCGGACGGCACGACGCUGUACGCCAGCGGCGAGACGGCGGCGUACAGCUGGAGCUACGACGCGGGCACGCGCACCGUCAGCAACCAGAAGACGGUGGUGCGCGGCAUGUCGUCGGGCAUCCACUUCACGCGCACGCUGGCCGUCGUGCCCAAGCAGCCCAACCUGCUGCUGCUGCAGGUCGGCAGCAACCAGAACCUCGACACGGCAGCCGCCCAGCCGAGCACGGGGCGCGCCAUCAUCAAGGUCUUCGACACCGCCAAGGCGCCCGCCAACGGCUUCAACUACAACACCGACGGCGAGGUGUUUGCCUACGGCCUGCGCAACACCAUCGGCUUCGUGCCGGACCCGGCCGGCGUGUUCUGGGGCGUCGAGAACAGCGCGGAUGACGUCGCGCGCACGGAAAACGGCCAGCGCCGCGACAUCCACCAGAACAACCCGGCCGAGGAACUCAACCGGCUGGGCGACCCGACGACGGUGCGCAACGCCUGGUUCGGCUACCCGACAUGCUUCGCCGUGUGGGACCCGUCGGGCUUCUCGGGCAGCUCGGGGCUCAAGACGGGCAGCAACUUCGUCAUGUCGCCGAGCAGCUCGUACAACGACGCCAGCUGCGCCGCCAACAAGGCCAUCCCGCCGCGGCUGAGCUUCAUGGCGCACUCGGCGCCCAUCUGGAACACGUUCGACGGCGACGCGCGAAACAUGUACGUGGCCCUGCACGGGUCGUGGGACCGCCAGCCGCCGACGGGCUUCAAGGUGGUGCAGGUGCCCUUCCAGAAGCUGGCCGACGGCUCCUACGACCCCGUCGCGCCCGCCGACAGCCAGGCCGGCUACACCGACAUCUUCGCCGCGCCCAACCCGGCCAGCUGCACCGCCAACGGCCUGACCCAGAGCAACUGCAUGCGCCUGACCGCCGCCGCCUGGGAUCCCGCCGGCCGCGGCCUGUUUGUCGGCAGCGACAACAGCGCCGAGGGCGAGAUCUACAUCCUGACGCCGCCGGCAUAA
This is a messenger RNA of Chaetomium strumarium, 1332 nucleotides long. RefSeq names its product soluble quino protein glucose/sorbosone dehydrogenase. The coding region runs from base 1 to 1332 and encodes 443 amino acids. The transcript is spliced from 3 exons. The record is from RefSeq and is a predicted model, not a curated record. Lineage: Eukaryota; Fungi; Ascomycota; Sordariomycetes; Sordariales; Chaetomiaceae.